Messenger RNA from Oncorhynchus tshawytscha (Chinook salmon), 670 nucleotides. Its product is annotated as potassium voltage-gated channel subfamily E member 2. Gene Ontology annotation, cellular component: membrane. The coding region runs from base 26 to 517 and encodes 163 amino acids. Gene Ontology annotation, biological process: potassium ion export across plasma membrane; membrane repolarization during action potential; regulation of heart rate by cardiac conduction. Gene Ontology annotation, molecular function: transmembrane transporter binding; potassium channel regulator activity; delayed rectifier potassium channel activity. The record is from RefSeq and is a predicted model, not a curated record. Lineage: Eukaryota; Metazoa; Chordata; Actinopteri; Salmoniformes; Salmonidae. The transcript is spliced from 3 exons.
AAUGUACUUCCUGAAAGUGUAGCAUAUGGAGAAGCAGCUCAGACAAGCGCUACGAAUAUGCUGUGGAGCACUCAGGACCUCCUCGGUGGCAGCAAUGCAGGACCCUGCCUCUUUCUCAACGCCUGUGAUUGUAACAUCUUCUCAACCUCCCUGGAGCGAUACAGGAAACCCUGAACAGGUGAUCAUGCUGCCUAAUUGGUCAAACAUGACCCUCCACCUGGAGGACUCUCUGACCCGUGCCCUGGGCCAUUAUCUUGACAACUGGAGCCGGAACUCCUCGAAGGCAGAACAGGCUCUGGACAACACUCUGGCAGAGGAGAACUUCAGGAAUGUCAUAUGGUAUCUGAUAGUGAUGAUCGGAAUGUUUGCCUUCAUCGUCGUGGCGAUCCUGGUGAGCACGGUGAAGUCAAAGCGGCGUGAGCAUUCUAACGACCCCUACCAUAAAUACAUUGAGGAAGACUGGACCGCCCAGCUCCAACAGCAGAGCUUCGUCAUCAACAACCCCACGGCCAACUAACCCAAUGUAUAUUCACCCGCCAUAUACAAACACCAGUGGUGGAAAAGUACCCAAUUGUCAUACUUGAGUAAAAGUAAGGAUAUCUUAAUAGAGAAUGACUCAAGUAAAAGUCACCCAGUAAAAUUCUACUUGAGUAAAAGUCUAAAAGUAUUU